UCUUUCCUUGUAGUGGAUCAAUAACUGCAUAGGAAGAAAAAAUUACAAAAGGUUCUUCAUCCUCAUGGUGUUUGCUCUUCUCUUGCUUAUUCUGCAGUGGGCUGUUGGGAUGCUUGUGCUGAUACUGUGUUUUGUUGAGAGAAGGAGAUUUUCUGCUGAAAUUGUUUCAAAGCUGGGUAGUAGCUUUUCCUUGGCACCCUUUAUCAUUGUGGUGGCUGUGUGCACUUUAUUAGCCAUGGUUGCUACUCUUCCAGUUGCACAACUUUUCUUCUUCCAUAUUCUUUUAAUAAAAAAGGGAAUCAGCACCUAUGAUUACAUUAUUGCUUUGAGGGAGCAAGAUCAGGAGCAGGAGCAACUUGCUGUUGGUGGGCAGCAAAGUCCGCAAAUGUCCCAAGUGAGCUCUUUUACUGGACUAAGCAGCACCAGUCCGCAAAUCCAUAUGCAGAGAUAG
Messenger RNA from Zingiber officinale, 451 nucleotides. Its product is annotated as probable protein S-acyltransferase 22. NCBI's taxonomy places the organism in Eukaryota, Viridiplantae, Streptophyta, Magnoliopsida, Zingiberales, Zingiberaceae. The record is from RefSeq and is a predicted model, not a curated record. The transcript has 5 exons. Bases 65 to 451 code for a protein of 128 amino acids.